CCCCGAAACACGGGCUCUCUUCCUGUCAGGACUGAGUCAGGUAGAAGAGUCGAUAAAACCACCUGAUCGAGGGCAAAGGAAGGCACAGCGGGGCGAGGACUCGGCACCCGGCAGCCACCCGCAGCAGCGGAGCGCGGCCCGGCCAUGCCUGCGCUCUGGCUCAGCUGCUGCCUCGGCGUCGCCGCGCUCCUGCUGCCCGCCGCCCAGGCCACCUCCAGGAGGGAAGUAUGUGAUUGCAACGGGAAAUCCAGACAGUGCGUCUUUGACCAGGAGCUCCACAGACAGACAGGCAAUGGGUUCCGCUGCCUCAACUGCAAUGACAACACAGCUGGAGCUCACUGUGAGAGGUGCAGGGAGGGCUUUUACCGGCAGCGAGAGCGAGACCGCUGCCUGCCCUGCAGCUGCCACUCAAAAGGUUCUCUCAGUGCUGGGUGUGACAGCUCUGGACAGUGCAGGUGUAAGCCGGGUGUGACAGGACCCAGGUGUGACCGGUGUCAGCCUGGCUUCCAUAUGCUCACUGACACUGGGUGUGCUCGAGACCACAGACAACUAGAUCCCAAGUGUGACUGUGACCCAGCUGGCAUCUCUGGACCCUGUGAUUCUGGGCGCUGUGUCUGCAAACCAGCUGUCACCGGAGACCGCUGUGAUAGGUGCCGACCAGGUUACUAUCAUCUGGACAGCGCAAACCCGGAGGGCUGUACCCAGUGUUUCUGCUAUGGGCAUUCAGCCAGCUGCCACAGCUCUGCAGACUUCAGUGUCCACAAGAUCACCUCAACAUUCUAUCAGGAUGUUGAUGGCUGGAAAGCAGUUCAGAGGAACGGGGCUCCCGCAAAGCUCCACUGGUCACAGCGACACGGGGAUGUGUUUAGUUCUGCCCGAAGAUCGGACCCAGUGUACUUUGUGGCUCCUGCCAAGUUUCUUGGUAAUCAGCAAGUGAGUUAUGGGCAGAGCCUGUCUUUUGACUACCGCGUGGACAGAGGAGGUAGACACCCAUCGGCUUACGAUGUGAUCCUGGAAGGUGCUGGGCUACAGAUCAGAGCUCCCCUGAUGCCUCUUGGCAAGACACUUCCCUGUGGGAUCACGAAGACUUACACAUUCAGGUUAAAUGAGCAUCCAAGCAGUCACUGGAGCCCCCAGCUGAGUUAUUUUGAGUACCGAAGGUUGCUGCGGAACCUCACCGCCCUGAUGAUCCGAGCUACCUACGGAGAGUACAGUACGGGCUAUAUUGACAACGUGACCCUGAUUUCAGCCCGCCCUGUCUCUGGAGCCCCAGCACCCUGGGUUGAACAUUGUGUAUGCCCAGUGGGGUACAAGGGACAAUUCUGCCAGGAUUGUGCCUCUGGCUACAAGAGAGAUUCAGCGAGACUGGGGCCUUUUGGCUCCUGUAUUCCCUGUAACUGCCAAGGGGGUGGGGCCUGCGAUCCAGACACAGGAGAUUGCUAUGCAGGGGAUGAGAACCCAGACAUUGAGUGUGCUGACUGUCCCAUUGGUUUCUACAAUGACCCACACGACCCCCGUAGCUGCAAGCCGUGCCCCUGUCACAAUGGCUUCAGCUGCUCAGUGAUGCCUGAGACGGAGGAGGUGGUGUGCAACAACUGCCCCCCUGGGGUCACAGGUGCCCGCUGUGAGCUCUGUGCCGAUGGCUAUUUCGGAGAUCCCUUUGGGGAACGUGGUCCGGUCAGGCCUUGUCAGCGCUGCCAAUGCAACAAUAAUGUGGACCCCAACACCUCUGGAAACUGUGACAGGCUGACAGGCAGGUGCUUGAAAUGCAUCUACAACACAGCAGGUGUCUACUGUGACCAGUGCAAGGCAGGUUACUUCGGGGACCCGUUGGCUGCCAACCCAGCAGACAAGUGUCGAGCCUGCAACUGCAACCCCAUGGGCUCGGAGCCUGGAGAGUGUCGGAGUGACGGCAGCUGUGUUUGCAAGGCAGGCUUUGGAGGCCUCAACUGUGAGCACGCAGCACUGACCAGCUGUCCUGCUUGUUAUGAUCAAGUGAAGAUUCAGAUGGGCCAAUUUAGCCAGCAGCUUCAGAGCCUGGAAGCCCUGGUCUCACAGGCUGGGAGUGGUCGCGGUGGUGCGGUCUCCAGCUCGGAGCUGGAAGGCCGAUUGCAGCAGGCUGAGCAGGCCCUUCGGGACAUUCUGAGAGAAGCCCAGAUUUCGGAAGGUGCCAAGAGAACCCUCAGUCUCCAGCUGGCCAAGGCAAGGAGCCAAGAGAACAGCUACCAGAACCGCCUGGAUGACCUCAAGAUGACUGUGGACAGGGUUCAGGCCCUGGGCAGUCAGAAUCAGAACCGCAUUCAGGAUACAAGCAGGCUCAUCUCUCAGAUGCGCCUGAGCCUGGCAGAAAAUGAAGCUUCCCUGCAAAACGCUAACAUCCAAUCCUCAGAGCACUAUGCAGGACCAAAUGGCUUUAAAAGUCUGGCUCAGGAAGCCACAAGAUUGGCAGACAGCCACGUUGAGUCAGCUAACAGAAUGAAGCAACUAGCAAGGGAAACUGAGGACUAUUCCCAGCAAGCGUUGUCCUUGGCCCGCAAGGCUCAGAGUGGAGGAGGUAGAAGUGGCAUCUUGGACAGCACCAUGAUACAAGGUCUUAUGGGAAAGUUAGAAAACACCAAGUCCCUGGCCCAGCAGUUGUCAAGGGACGGUACCCAAGCUGACAUUGAAGCAGAUAGGUCUUAUCAACACAGUCUCCGCCUCAUGGAUUCAGCAUCUCAGCUCCAGGGAAUCCAUGAUCUGUCCUUUCAGGUGGAAACGAAGAGGAUCAGACAAAAAGCUGAUUCUCUCUCCAACCUGGUGACCAGACAGAUGGAAGCCUUCACGCGUGUGCAAAACAAUCUGGGGAACUGGGAAAAGGAAACACAACGGCUUUUACAGACUGGGAAGGACAGGAGACAGACAUCAGAUCAGCUGCUUUCCCGUGCCAGCCUUGCUAAAAACAGAGCCCAAGAAGCGCUAAGUACAGGCAAUGCCACUUUUUAUGAAGUUGAGAAUAUCCUGAAGAACCUCAGAGAAUUUGAUCUGCAAGUUGAAGACAGAAAAGCCGAGGCUGAAGAGGCCAUGAAGAGACUCUCCCAUAUUAGCCAGAAGGUUGCAGAAGCCACUGACAAGACCCAGCAAGCAGAAACGGCCCUGGGGAGUGCCGCUGCCGACACCCAGAGGGCAAAGAACGCAGCUAGGGAGGCCCUGGAGAUCAGCAGCGAGAUAGAACAGGAGAUAGGGAGUCUGAACUUGGAAGCCAAUGUGACAGCAGAUGGGGCCUUGGCCAUGGAGAAGGGACUGGCCACUCUGAAGAGUGAGAUGAGAGAGGUGGAAGAGGAGCUGGCCAGGAAGGAGCUGGAGUUUGACGUGGACAAGGACACCAUGCAGCUGGUGAUUACCGAAGUCCAACAAGCUGAUGCUAGAGCCAAGAGUGCCGGGGUUACAAUCCAAGACACGCUCAACACAUUGGACAGCAUCCUACAGCUAAUAGACCAGCCUGGCAGUGUGGAUGAGGAGGGACUGAUGCUGUUAGAACAAGAGCUUUUCCAAGCCAAGACCCAGGUGAACAGUCGACUGCGGCCCUUGAUGUCUGAGCUGGAGGAGAGGGCCCGGCAACAGAGGAACCACCUGCAUCUCCUGGAGACGAGCAUAGAUGGGAUUCUGGCUGAUGUGAAGAACCUGGAGAACAUCCGAGACAACCUGCCCCCGGGAUGCUACAACACUCAGGCUCUUGAGCAACAGUGAUGCUGCCAUAGAGAUUUCCCCGCUGAGAUUCUUGGGACAUGGACCUCAGGGAUCAGGAGCCAUCUCGUGUGGAUGGGGCGGGCUGAGGCUAUUUGAACAUGUUUAAUGGGUUUGUUCAGGUCUGUUGGACCCGAUUCCAUCCCUGAGACUAUGGGUAGAUGGAUGUUUUCCUGUACCAAUGUGGUACUGUUUGCUUGCUGGUGCUGGCAAUGAGGCAGAAGGCCCUGGGCAUGAGACUGAUCAAGGACCAACCACACUAACAAAUGUUGACCUCAGAGCUGCCAUAACCUGAGACCUGGAAUAUACAAAGUGCUGCUGUGUAAGUCAGGGCAGGAAAUCUAAUCCCACUGUGGCCAGUAAAAUACCCUUGCUUCACCCACUGCAAGCUUUUGUUGGCCAGAGUUUCUCCACUGCCCACCCAGUAGGUUAUGCCCUCUGCUUUCAGGCUGAGUGCAGUGAGCAGUGACGGGCAUAGGACUGGAAAUCUGGCCCAUGUGGAGCAGUGGUGCCAACUGUCACCUUCUCACCCUCAUGUUCUCAGCCUGAGUUGACAUCCUUUCUCCUAAUGCUGCCAGAAUAGCUCUGAGACUGCUUUCUAAUGAAAGCAUUUCUUACCAGCCAAGCAAUCAUUGGGAAAGUAUUUAAUUUGGGUUUCAAAGCGAUAUAAGAAAAUGUGUCUUGGGCAUUAAAGACAUAUUAAUCUCCAUCCAAUCCUCCAUUGCAAACUCGAAGACUCAUCUACAUCUGUAUGUGUAUCUUAUUUCCUUUCUCUUUCCCCAAAUCAAGGAUAAUCCAUCCAUCUAACAUAUAUUUAUUGAGUCCCUAGGAUGUGCCAGGGGUAAGUGGAACAGUCCUGACAUUAUCUACCCUCGUGAAGUUGACUGUCUAGUGAGAAGGAUAAACAUUAAAAAUAAUAAAUGGAAACUCCUAAGCCUUGUUCAUCUCAAGUGAUAUUUAUUGCCGUCACCCCUUAGGCUGGAACCUUGCUCAGGAGAACAUGUGUUCCAAAACAGCCCCGCUGGGGUUCUUGAGUUAGGGCAAAGCUGACAUGGUUUUGAGUUGUAUACAGUUUUCUGUGUUCCAACCAUCCCUCCACCCCUUCCCACAACAGACUAUUGCAACAGAUGGGUUGCAUCAGGGCAAUCCCAGUGGGAAUUGCUGAAGGAGCCAGAGGCACUCAUACCUCAGCUUGGAAGACUUGGGAACUGUUUCACAUCUGCAGUUCCUGGUCUUUUUGUGGAUGUGUGUCAAAUAAAGGA
Molecule: messenger RNA, 4985 nt
Organism: Arvicola amphibius (Eurasian water vole)
Lineage: Eukaryota; Metazoa; Chordata; Mammalia; Rodentia; Cricetidae
Gene: Lamc2
Product: laminin subunit gamma 2
Exons: 23
Coding region: 145-3726 (1193 amino acids)
Molecular function (GO): extracellular matrix structural constituent
Source: RefSeq, a predicted model, not a curated record